This is a messenger RNA of Rhipicephalus microplus (southern cattle tick), 4590 nucleotides long. It is a transcript of the gene UbcE2H, whose product is annotated as ubiquitin conjugating enzyme E2H. The record is from RefSeq and is a predicted model, not a curated record. NCBI's taxonomy places the organism in Eukaryota, Metazoa, Arthropoda, Arachnida, Ixodida, Ixodidae.
CAGCAGAGCAGUCGCAGCCAGCCAGUUCGCCAUUGUGAGCCGAAGCAUUGAGCAGCAUCAUUCGGAGGUAACCGCGCGAAGUCCGCAGGAGCGGUUUUUCUUGCGCAGCUUCCUGGCCGUGAGGUAAGACAAGACGAUGUCUUCUCCAAGCGCUGGGAAGAGGCGUAUGGAUACCGACGUCAUUAAACUCAUUGAAAGCAAGCACGAAGUCACCAUUCUUGGAGGCCUGAAUGAAUUUUGUGUCAAGUUCUAUGGCCCGAAAGCAACACCUUACGAGGGAGGAGUCUGGAAAGUCCGAGUUGACUUGCCUGAGAAGUACCCCUUCAAGUCUCCAUCGAUAGGGUUCAUGAACAAGAUUUACCACCCGAACAUCGAUGAAGUGUCUGGCACUGUGUGCUUGGAUGUCAUCAACCAAGCGUGGACUGCGCUCUAUGAUCUGUCCAACAUCUUCGAGUCGUUCCUGCCGCAGCUGUUGACCUACCCGAACCCCAUCGACCCUCUGAACGGUGACGCAGCAGCCAUGUAUCUGCAUAAACCAGAGGAGUACAAGAAAAAAGUCCAAGAGUACGUCAAGAGGUUUGCCACAGAGGAGGCGUUGCGGGAGCAGGACAACGAGUCGUCGAGCAGCGAGAGUUCCAUGAGUGAUUUCUCGGACGACGAGACCAAAGACAUGGAGCUGUAAUUCUUCAUGCAUCUGUCUGCCUGACAAAAUUCACGGACACACACACACCACUCACGCAUUACAGGGAAAAAGCGCGAAGGCCGAGGGGAAAAAAACAAACCGGACAGGACGUGCGAGCGGACGUCACCUUUUUUCCUUUCUUCGCCCGCCUCUGCCAUCGCAACGCCAUCUUCUCACCUUUCCGAGCAUCACGCCCCAUUUCCUGGCCACUACACAUCCACCGCAGCCGAAUUUUUGCCUCCGCGACCACCAUCACUCUCCGUUGUCUUCUUGCACCUGGCUGCCGUGGCACGACGGAAAUAUCGCGCCUUUUGCUGACUUCGACCUCGCGGCACCGUUAAAUAUUCUGCCUGGUUUCGACACGACGUCCCAGCAGCGCCAGCCUCCUGCCAGCGGGACAUGCAAAGAUGGCCACCACGUGGUGGGACUUUUCCUGCUCCUCAUGCAAGAAAAACGUGUUGUCGUAUUCCCCUCGUGCGUGUGCCAUUGUGGUGUUCUCUUGCGUUCGCCGCUUUCUCCACUCACUUCGCCGGGCAGUAGGAGAAGUGCCAGCCAAGCCGGGAAUGUACGUGCGUGCAUGUGUGUUGCGCCUCAUGUGGAUGUUCUUGUCUCACCCUCGCCCCCUCCCCUCCUCUUCUGCAUGCCUGUAGCCAUGGCAAGAGAAUGUCUCUCUUCACGACCGCUCAUUUUUAGCUUUUUUUUUUUCUAUCUCUUUAGGUUCGUGUUUUCUGUGAGGGCCACAGAUUUGGUCGAUCGUUUCGGAAAGGACGUCUUUGUUUUCACAUGCACUUAUAUAACGCGGUAGAAGCAGAUGCAGCAAUAAGAGUGGCAGGUUUUUUUCAUUGUCACUCUCACAACACGGCAUUCUUUGGCUUCGUUGACAGGAACGCGACGUAACGCAAUGGAAGUAGUCUUCCCUUGAAACAGCCUGUUCGAUAAUGUGGCUUUCGUUCCUGUGCAAGCGGUCUAUAAUAUUUUAUUGACAAUUCUGCUAGGAAAGCAGUGCAGCAAGUCCUGAAGGAGAAAGCUUUUUUUUUUUUUGCAGGGGCUUCCUUUUUCAAAUGUAUUGCAACCCUCAGAAGUAUGGCAACUUCUUGAGCACUUUCAUUUGAGCGUUCUCUGUUUCAUCAACGCUUCAUUCCUUAUUUUCUCUCCCUUCUAACCAUGCAUUGACUGGUUUGCCUUUGAGGAUGAAGGCCUUUCCCGACAGAGUUCUGCAACAUUUGGCUUCUCUUGAUUGGAUUUUCAUCCUUGCUGCACAACUGUGUUGCCAUCAAGCUGUCUAAAUUCUUUUAGUUGUGUUGGCCGGUGCCCAAGUUUUUAUUCAUUUGCACGGCUUGUAAAAUAUCUUUUUUUUUUUUAAAUUGUCGGUGAGCGUAUAUUGUUGGCUGUUGGGUCGCGCAGGGUUUAGCAUGGGCGAACUUCAUUGUCAGCACUUGAGUCCAGCACAGUAAGUGUGUUUGUUCGUUGGUAGUCGUAUAAUCAAAAUGAAUUGAGGAACGACAAGCCUUCUCUCCAAGGCUGUUGUGUAGCUAUGGUGUCAGUUCGUUGCCUCCAAUGCAUUUUAGUGCAGAUGAUUUUCAAUGUGUAAUUCGUGCCUUUAUGUAGCAGUUCUUUGGCCUAGCAUUACAAUAGUAUCUGCUUAGCCGAGAAUGCAGUGUUUCACCCGGUUAGCCGGAAACCAGCGUUCUGUACGGUCUUUGUUUGGAACAGUUAGCUGCUUUAAGGGCUACUGCAAACGCGAUCUUGCCACACAAUUCGCGAGCAUCGGAUUAACAUCGGCACGUUGUCGAAUGUGUUCUGCCGCUCGCCAUUUUUAGUGCGCAUUUUUAGCGCCUUGUUCUCGGUUUGUCUCUAACCCUUGAAAAAACUGAGUUGGGGGUUGUUUUCGAAAGAAACGAUUCAUUCGAGCUCCACCGUAGUUGCGAUUGUUCGGUCCGAACGGUCGCGCAUGCGUGUAUUCUUGAAAUGCCUGAGCAAAUGAAAUCGCACUUAUCACCAUUUGUGAAUGUCUCUCAUCCCGGUACUCCACAACACUCGCCCAAAUGAUUAAUGGGCACAUAUAAAAAUAGCACAUCUGCGAACGAGAGAGGGUGCUCUUUUUUUUUUUAAGCAUUUUUGUUUUUUUUAACUUAUUGCAAAACACAUCACACAACUCAUGCAAUGUCUGUUCAAUAAGAAAUACAGCAGACAGCACACAGUGUAGUUAUUGUUUCAUUACCACAACGCGUGACACUGGGUUCAUUGCAAAAAACCGGGCACUUUGGGGGAACUAUGACAAGAAUGAUUGAAGAUUAUUUUUUUUUCUUUGUGCUCGGUAAUGUCAAACCAAACUGUGAUAACUUCACUAUGAGUGGCCACUUGCAGGGAAGGGAUUGCAGGGCGUGCCCCCGUUUUUUUUUUUUUUUUUUUUUUUUUUUCAAUUUCCUUUAACUGUCGCAAGCUGUCGGGAGUUGUGCUGUAUUGUUGUCGUUUCUUGCGUGUCUUGCCACCGCUAAGGUUGGGCAUCGAUAUUCACAUAAUCCUUUGCUUAUCGGCACAUUUUCCGUUUUUCUGCUCGACUGGUGUGGCGCGUCUCGCAAGCAGUGCAAUCUCGUACUAGCCAGUGGAAUUGUGCGCGUGGCGGCUGCAUCACCACAAUUUCUUUCCCAGUAGUGCCAGCCCCAAUAUAAGCUAAAUAUUUUUGUGCCGCCUUAAAGCAUUGUCUUAUGUAUACUCCCUUUGAAUAAGAAGCUGCAGAAAACAGUAGAUGAGCUGACUUUCUUCCAUCUGCAGGAACCGAUGUUAACACACCUGUUAUAGUUUUAAACUUGGUGCUUCGUAUGGUACAUAUUGAUGUUUAUGAUGUACCGUUGUUUGCUUGCCCAAUCUACAUGCAGGACGUAUAAUUACGACCUACCUUUGGGGUAAAGCGUCAGCGCAUCUGUUAUGCCUCAUGGUUAUUAUGUUCUUGUCUAUGCUGAAAAACAUGCCCAUUUGCCAACGUCAAUCUAUCGUGUUGACUUAAAUUGCACUCAAACCUCAUUAUAACUAAGUCGAACCUGCCGCAAAAAUAUUUCCUUAUAUUCUAAAAUUUUUUAUAAACAUACAUUUGUAGCACUGUACCUAUGACGGAGCCAUUCUUCAUUUCGUUAUAUCCAGGUUAAUUAUAUUGAGGUUGAACCCUUGAUAAACAUUUGCAAUCUGAAACGUGCAUACCAGUUGUAAGGGUUGCCUCGUUGAAAAUGUUCUGUGCGUCUUCGCUUCGCAGUGGAAAUCUGGGGAUAUCGCUGCUUUAGUAAACGGCUGAUUGUGGUGCGCAAACUGGCGUCGCGUGCACAUUUCCACCGGCGUGAGGACAGGUGUCUCGAAGGCGACAGUUGUAAACAAGUUUCUCCCGACGCACAGUUCGGCGGCAAAGGUGUACUGCAAGCUGUUGGCACGCCUCUUCAAAGGCACCGAUCAUUGUGUUCUCGCAAGAAAUGUUACAAGCGCAUGCUUGGAACAGCCGUGCAUGUAGGACUGGCGCACCACGGUGUUGCAUGGUAAGGUUGCCUCUGCCGCAGUUGUUUCAUUAUCCUCGCCAGUGCGUUCUCGUUUACGAAGGUUUCUUUGAGUAGUCUGCUCUUGGGAAAAAAAAAAAAAGGAGAGAGGUUGGAUUUUCGAGCGGUGUUGCAACCGUUGUAGACAACCAUUUGUGGACCCAUUUUAUUUUUUUGUGUUUUUUUUUUUCGACUGUUUGCUCUUAUUUUUUUUUGUCUGGCAGGGGCCGUUGCUUCUCGAGUAGUAUUGCCAGUGUGAACGUACGCAUCUUAAACCAUUGCUUGUCUCAAUCACUAUAUAGUCUUUUUCUUUUUCGUGUGUUUGUGUGAGUGCAAAGACACCAUAGUUCUAUAUGAAUUUAUAAAUAAAGCUAUAUCCAACUUUUU